AUGACCUGCGCUGGCAGCUCAUACUCAGUGCAAUCAUCUACCACACCCUCUACCACACCCUCUACCACACCCUCUACCACACCAUCUACCACACCCUCUACCACACCCUCUACCACACCAUCUACCACACCCUCUACCACACCCUCUACCACACCCUCUACCACACCCUCUACCACACCAUCUACCACACCAUCUACCACACCCUCUACCACACUGUCUACCACACCCUCCACCACACCCUCCACCACACCAUCUACCACACCCUCCACCACACCCUCUACCACACCCUCCACCACACCCUCUACCACACCCUCUACCACACCCUCUACCACACCCUCUACCACACCGUCUACCACACCGUCUAACACCGUCUACCACACCCUCUACCACACUGUCUACCACACCCUCUACCACACCCUCUACCACACCAUCUACCACACCCUCUACCACACCCUCUACCACACCCUCCACCACACCCUCUACCACACUGUCUACCACACCCUCCACCACACCCUCCACCACACCCUCCACCACACCCUCUACCACACCCUCUACCACACCCUCUACCACACCCUCUACCACACCCUCUACCACACGCUCCACCACACCCUCUACCACACCCUCUACCACACCCUCUACCACACCCUCUACCACACCCUCUACUACACCCUCUACCACACCCUCUACCACACCCUCUACCACACCAUCUACCACUCCCUCUACCACACCCUCUACUACACCCUCUACCACACCCUCUACCACACCCUCUACCACACCAUCUACCACACUGUCUACCACACCCUCCACCACACCCUCUACCACUCCCUCUACCACACCCUCUACUACACCCUCUACCACCACCCUCUACCACACCCUCUACCACACCCUCUACCACACUGUCUACCACACCCUCUACCACUCCCUCUACCACACCCUCUACUACACCCUCUACCACACCCUCUACCACACCCUCUACCACACCAUCUACCACACUGUCUACCACACCCUCUACCACACCCUCUACCACACUGUCUACCACACCCUCUACCACACCCUCUACCACACCCUCUACCACACCAUCCACCACACCCUCUACCACACCCUCCACCACACCCUCUACCACACCCUCUACCACACCCUCUACCACACCAUCUACCACACCCUCUACCACUCCAUCUACCACACCCUCUACCACACCCUCUACCACACCAUCUACCACACCCUCUACCACUCCAUCUACCACACCCUCUACCACACCCUCUACCACACUGUCUACCACACCCUCUACCACAUAUCUACCACACCCUCUACCACACCAUCUACCACACCCUCUACCACACCCUCUACCACACUGUCUACCACACCCUCUACCACAUAUCUACCACACCCUCUACCACACCCUCCACCACACCCUCUACCACACCAUCUAACCCUGUACAUCUGUGA
Messenger RNA from Knipowitschia caucasica, 1446 nucleotides. The record is from the annotation of a GenBank genome assembly. NCBI's taxonomy places the organism in Eukaryota, Metazoa, Chordata, Actinopteri, Gobiiformes, Gobiidae.